AUGCCACAUAAGCUGGAGGCUGCCUGGCCUCACGCUGCAUUCGGUGUAUCUUAUCAGUGGCUAGUAGCACAUAGCUUAGGCGACGGGCUACUGGAAGAUAGUCCAGUCGGCAAGACAACGCGCUGGGAGCCCGACUCGGCUACAGCGUGGCUAGCACAUAUUGAUAUAUUGCCGCAUUUAACAUCUUCGGACCUUGAAACGGCACUGAUUUUCGAGGACGAUGCGGACUGGGACCUGCGCAUCAAAGACCAGAUACGGCUCGUUUCAGACAAUGUUCGUGCCUUUGGCCGCAGCUACGACAAGACUGGGCACCAGCUGAUCAGCUAUCUGGACGAUAGCACACCUUAUGGCACAGGGUGGGACGUACUGUGGGUUAGACCCUCCGGCUCAUUGGGCCAUAAUCUGAAUGCUGCAAAUGGCGAGGCAUUCGACGUGUCGCUGCACGAAUAA
Messenger RNA from Microdochium trichocladiopsis, 450 nucleotides. RefSeq lists its product as uncharacterized. The coding region runs from base 1 to 450 and encodes 149 amino acids. The transcript is spliced from 3 exons. The record is from RefSeq and is a predicted model, not a curated record. NCBI's taxonomy places the organism in Eukaryota, Fungi, Ascomycota, Sordariomycetes, Xylariales, Microdochiaceae.